CAGGAAUAGCUCACCCUGGAAACGCUGGGAUCGGUCAGCCAAACCACUGGUCUGUGAGGGUGUCUAGCUGCCAUCAACCCCCACCACGUUUUAAGGAGUUUUAUUUUUAUUUUUACUGGAUUUACAAUCGAACAUCACUGAUAAGAAGUUUUUUCUUACCCCAGAGGGUUCCACUUUCUGUGCCUCUCUUCUCAGGAUAUAAAAAAAUGGUGAAACUUUAGUUGAGACAACCAUCUCAGUCAUGCCUUUCUUAAGUGUCAGUCCUAAUUCCAAGCCGAACCGGAGGUUCUGGCACAUCGGUGUGCUUCUCUGCAUCUGGGCUCUGAACAGUCAUGCCGAGAUUGUCCUUACUGUACCCCACAAAGUGAGCCUUUCAGCUGACACAUCUACGCAGCAACUGUCCAUUUCCUGGUUCGGAGGGGAAUCCAACACUUUUGACAUCCUCGUUUUAAGAACGGAAUUCAAUGAAACUGUCUUCUAUGAUACAGUGUCUGCUACAAUGAAUCAAAUAAGCGGUCGCCACGAGUGGAAGUGGACCUCUGUUGAACCUCUGGAGUGUACCUCCCUAUCAAUCAAAAUCCGAUCAAGAGAUGGAAAAAAAACAAGUGAAUGGAGUGAGAUUCAGAUUCUUCAAGGGAAGGAUAUUCCUGGCAAUGGGGGCCUCCAGAUGUAUCCCCAGGACAGAAUUGUUCUUGUGGGGACCAACACAACCUUCUGUUGCAUUGUGGAAGAGGGCAAGGUCUUCGUUGGCAUGACUUACAGCAGCACAGCCAUGGAAGUAAAGCGACUGAGUCGACGAAGUUAUGCCACAACAGCGGUUAAUCAGGGACCAUCACGUUUUUGGGGAACCAACGUCAUUUGUCGUGCAAAAAGCGCAGCGAAUCCAGUGAAUGGGGCAGUCAUCUUUGUUGGAUAUCCACCACAGCCCACCAAUUUUACGUGCGAGACUCAUGACUUAAUCUCAGCUGUGUGCUCCUGGAAUAUAGGAAAAGACACUCAUUUGUAUGGAAAAGGACGACAAACACUCUAUUCUGUGAACAAAAGGAACUGUUCUGUGGACAAAGCUCUUGAUUGUAUUUUCCCUCAUUGGGAUGGUAACUGGACACUGGUGGCAGUUAAUCCUCUCGGCCAGUACAGCCUCACGGACUCAGCUGAAAUUAGUCACAGAGUGAGUCCAGUAGCACCAGUUAAUCUGAACUCUGCUGUACAAGCUUUCAAUGCCACUCUGGUGUGGAAGUGGGAAUAUGAUGGCUAUUCCUCCCUGCCUCUAGUCUGCCAGGUAGAGCUAACCACAGAUGGGCACAAAACCAAGCGUGUCUUCUCUGGUGUGGGUCUCCAUUCUGUGGUUCUGUUGGACCUGCAGUCUGAUGAGGAUUACAGUGUUAGAGUCCGCUGUGGAGCUCAGCAGAACUUCUGGAAGUGGGGGAAAUGGAGCGACCAGUUUCACUUCAAAACCAAAACCUAUGUUCCAGAUGCUCCAGAUGUGUGGGUGUUCAUGAACGGAGACAACACUGGGCUGAUUUUAUGGAAGCCUCUAACAAGACAACAGAGCCACGGUCAAAUCACUGGUUUUGAACUCACUCUCUGGAACCUAGAAGAAAAUGUACAGCACACAGAAAUUUUACCAGCAGAAACACAUUCUUUACCAGUCAAUCUUGCACAGAUGACUUCUUUGAGCAACGGCAGCAAGGUCAUAGCAAGUGUCAUGGCAAAGAAUGUGGAAGGGUUUUCUGAACCUGCAAGUGUACCUCUGCAUUUCAUAGGUGUGGAACCGCAUUCUUUGUCGAGAGUAGUUUACACGGAUAGCGGUUUCCCUCUUUUCUGGCAGCAGAGUGCCAACAGCACAUGUAGUUAUGUGGUGGAAUGGCACAAUGUCUCAUGCUCGCAAGAUUGCCCUGUAGAUUGGAUCAGAGUGGCUGCUGGAAUCACUAAUGUCUCCAUUGAAUCAGUCAACUUCCAGCCAGGUGUGAGAUACAACUUUUCCCUCUACAGCUGCCCUUCUGAUUCCCCACAACUACUGCAGCGCUGGCAGGGAUACGUACAGGAGCUGGUCCCGUCCAGCUCCGUCCCUCUGUCAGUCAGUCAGCAGGACUCUGAUGUCAUCCUUACCUGGGGCGAGAUCCCACUGGCUGACAGAAGAGGCUUCCUCCUGGGCUACAACGUGUACAUAAACAAUGGUUCCCAGCUCGCACUACUCGCAAAUCUGACAGAUGUAGGAAAAAGGACGUACACAAUGAAGGGUCUCUCUGGAGGUUCAUAUAAAUUUACCGUCAAGGCUUACACAUCAGCCGGCGAGGACACGGGCACUGCUGCUUACAUCACAGUGGAGUCCUACACAGAUGGCUUGAUCCUGGAAAUGCUGGCUUCUUUGGGAAUUGUAGUCAUUUUACUCGUCAUUGUUAUCAUUGUUUGCUACAAAAAAAGAAAAUGGGUAAAAAGGGCAUUUUAUCCAGACAUACCUGAGCCCAAGCUACCAAGUGAUUGGUCCAGGACACAGGGACCUUUAAACGUGAAACCAUCUCCACACAGUAUGGUUCAUAUUGUAGAGAAGCCUGAAAGAGAUUCUAGUAAAGAGGCUCUUGUUGUCAUUCUUGAAGAAGAGGAGGAUGAUCAAGGGCAAAGGAUAGGAGAUGAGCCAGUCGACACGGACGAACCCCAGUCCUUACGCUACUACGACCAAGUGGUCGAUGAGCGCCCCAUCAGGCCACGUUUCCCAGACUCCUCCGUUUCUUCAGCAUUUUCUUUGGAUUCAGCCAGCACCGAUGUGACAUACACAGGGAUCCAGACCUCAGGUUCCUCUCUGGUGUUUCAGCUCGAUCCACCAGGCUCCAGUGAGAUUCACCAGCCUCAGAUGGAUCGCGCCGUCAGCAGUGGACAUGGAGCCGGGGGUUAUCGCCCCCAAACGCAUCGUAUGGCCCUGAACGAUGACAUGGGCUUUGCUUCUUCAGAGCCUUUACUAGAGCCCGAGGCUGCCAAUGGUGGGGGCUACAAACCCCAAUGUUCCUGGCAUCUGGACUCUCCCACAGAGGCCAGUGAAAGGGGCAGUCUGGCCCCUUCUCUUGGAUCGCCCAUCUCCGUUGCCUCUACACAGUUCCUCCUCCCUGACGGAGAGGAGCAUGCACAGGAGAAAGGACAGCUGUCUUCUGCAGCAACCUGGUUCACUAACCUGCUGUCAUCCACAAAACCCUGAUAUCAGCUCCUGCCUUUUUUUCUUCCUGUUCACAGCCAGGCCACAGGGGGUGACCCACUCAUUUCUGUUACCAGUGUCAUUUAUCAUCUAGUCCCACCUGUCCAUUGUCUUGAUCAUAACCAUCUCCUACGUAGCACUAAAUUGUUCCUCGUACAUUUGGACCACAAGUUAAAAAUCCUUUUUAAGGUGUUUUUACCAAAAAUAUUAAAAUUACUACGUAGUUAUUUUAUCUUCCAUGGGUACUUGCAUGGAUAAUUUAAAUCUGUAUAUUUGUAUAUGUAAAAAAAAAUCUAUAACGAUGGCAAAUCUCUUAAGGAUUUGUUGUCUUUGAUGGUUCUGUUUAUUGCACCCUCUGGUGGCUGUGGAUUCCCUCACGGCCUUUUCUGUUGCAGUUUCACCUUUCAUUUGUGCUUUUUCAGUGCAAAAGAAGGAUGUCCUGAAUAACCUGCUGCUUUUAAACUGGGGUCAUUCAGAGAUCUGACUCAGCUCUGUGUUUACACACAUUAAGCUGAUGUUACACAAUUAGCUGAGAGACAGCGACAGCUCAGAGGCUCAUUAGUCCAGGUAUGAAAAACAGCCAUGCGACGCAAUGGAACCGACAUUUCAGUUUUUUAUGUUUCGGCUGAGUUGGCCAAAUUUUUAGCCUGCAAUUCAUUGUUUUAUUAUCUAUGGAGUUUCAAAAUCAUUGAUGGCACCAUUAAAAUAGAAAAAGAGUAUAAGAAUAAGAGUGGAGACAGUUUGAUUUAAAAAAAACACAGGUCAGAACAAUGUCUUUCCCAUCAUAGCAAACAGGAUUUCUGUUGGGCUAAUGUUGGGAGAAUCUUUCCUGCUGACAGCUGAAAAACCACUCUGAGAAAAUAUGUCACAUGGCUGUAGAUGCCUUUUUUGAGGUAUGAUCUCUUAGUUCACUGGAACGCUAACAUCCUCAGUGAUGUUACUGACUUUCGUUUUUGUUUCUUUCACUUGGAGUGACUGCCAGGACAAAGAUGUCAACAUAACGAUGCACUUAUGAUAGAGAAAAUUUAUCAUUGUACAAAGACACCGGAGAAGAGCUUUUCAUCAUGGUCUGGAAUUUUGGGGGUGAUCAGCCCAUGGACGAUACACUAAUAUAAGCUGGACAUCAGUGCAAACUGAGGUAAUUUUUGAACAAGCAGGCUAUUGUUACUUUUGAGUGUCUUUGUUUGAUCUUCCUUGCCAGAGUCUAUUUUUUGCUUUUCUUUCUUAUAAAGACAUAUAUGUUACUAUCAGGCCAGUGUUUUUUCUUUUUUUCUUUUCUUUUUUUUUACUAAAUGAUGCAUUAAGAGGGUUACUUGUUAUUGUAUGGGUAAUUGCAGUGGUUGAGUAGCCUUGAUGAGAGUAUGCUUCCAAUAACUUUCAGCAUAUCAAUUUUUACAUACUUAUCUGAAAUGUUUUAAUAUCUUGUUGUUAUGGAGUUCACAACAGAUCUAACAUGCAGAAUCCACUGGAAUACUAUGAACUAGGGAUGUCCCAACUGACAGGAUUAUUUUGAGAGUGAGAAAGUCUGUCUUCUUCAUUUAGGAAGUCAUUAAUUUUAUGUUGUAGAUCUUGGUUUAGAUUUUCAGUAUAAUUCUCAAGGCGAAAAUCAUCUCCUGAAAUAAAUGGUUUGGAAAGGGGACCAAGGGGAAAGUAGAGAAUGUAUGGGGCAAUGGGUUUUUGAAUAAUCAUUUAGCUUUUGUUGACAUAAAUGUGGAGAAAGUUCUUUAGUCCACACAUGAGAAUCUUUAUAAAAGUGAUGGGCUUCUAGUGGGUAUUCUGCAUUAAUGUGGCCUUUCAAAAGCAUGUAAAAUAUGCAAAGUUUACUCUGUGAGGUGCAGUGGUUUAUUUUCCAAUUUUGGAGUCAGUCAGAGCCGAUGUCGCAAAUUGUGUGAUAACGUUUUUAGUGCCUCCAGCCAACAAGCUUUAAGUAUAACUACUGUGACAUUAAAAAAUAGCUUACUGUCAACUAUACGGGAUUGUCUUUACAGUUUAACUGAUAGAAUUCUGUCUUCAAGAAAAAUGUAUCCACCUUUUCUUCUCCUUGUAAAACUGGUCUGAAUUUUACUUGUUUAAUUGGAGUGAGGAACUUUGGGGCAGACCAUGUAAAUGAAGGAAUAAGUGAAAGAGAUCAUCCACCAUUGAUGGUGGAUGAUGGUGAUAACUGCUUUGAAGCAGUUGUAAAGGUUGCUUACACUUUAGCGUGUUUUAGAAGUGCGCUUUUUCUAAGGAGAAAAUCUGAGUUACAUGAUUUAUGUUGAUUUAUUUGGACAUGUGGCACCUUUUUGUUUUCCUUGAAUUUUUUUUUUAAUGCAACUAACUGUACAUAAUUGUAAUGUUCGUGUUUUCUUGCAUUCGAGAAUAUUACAUUGUUUCACGGCAGAUGGGAUUACGUUCCCUGCCCUAUAACACUGACUAACCAACUUUAUUGACAAAAACAUGUUUGUGUCAAUGACACAAGAUAGAGUUCUAUGUAAAUGUAUGUUUCUGAAAAAUCAGGUAUAAUAAGUUACAAGUGCGGAACUUGAGCCUUCUAUCUAUUGCUAUCACGUUUCUUUACUGUCUCUCUUUGCUGGAGACGUUUGAAUAGGGCCACAAAUGUCACCAUUCAUAAAGUCCAUCAUUCAUUUCUUUUUGCAUUUUUAGACGCAAGUCUAACAUUACACAGGGUAUGUUUUCAGUCUACCAUGUCUCCAUCUCUGGCCCAUGCUACUUUUGUGAAACUGAUGCAUGCUGUGUAAACUAUUACUACAAAAACCAUGACUUGUAAGCCUUUUAAAAAUAUUUGGUUGUUACACUAUAGCUUUAAAACACUAACAAUGACUAAUGCAUUGCAUGAUGAAAUGACAAAAGUGUGUGCACUUGAAGUGAUAUAAAAUUGACCAUAUUUUGCAGAUUAUUUUAUUACUUAAUAGAUUAAGCAGCUCACAAUUGCCUCUGGAUGAAUAUGGCAUUAUUAACAAAGUGAUGUACUUGUUUAAAGGCAAUAAAGUGAUUGGUCUGGCUACUAAA
This is a messenger RNA of Menidia menidia (Atlantic silverside), 6196 nucleotides long. Lineage: Eukaryota; Metazoa; Chordata; Actinopteri; Atheriniformes; Atherinopsidae. The record is from the annotation of a GenBank genome assembly.